CAGAUUUCUUCACAAAGCCCGCACAUUAUUCCCAGCUGCAAAGGGAGCAGCAAUGGCGGGGGAAGGGGGGCAUCCCCUCUUACGGGGGACGGUAAAGAUGGGGAAACUGAGGUUCACAGAAACUCGCCAGGGUUACGUAGCAAAUAGGCAAGAUCAGAAUCUCCGACCUUGCUUGCAGGCGCCUGGUCCAGUUGUCUUGGGGCCUUUGUGGGCCCCCUGGAAGCUCCCAUCACCUCCUAACCCUGCCUAAAUCAGGAAGCUGAAGAGAUGGUGGGGCCUUACAUGGUGUGAUAAGUUGGGCCUGUUCAGAGGAUGGGGCUGAAUGGCGGGGGAGAGGGGGAUGCUGCCUGGAGGCGUGGCCACAGAGUUGACCUUGCCCUUCUGUGGGGGUGGGGAGCAGGUGGAGGGAGGCUGCCCGGUGGAACGAAGCUGAGAGACUUGAUGGGAGAGUGGGUGGUGCAAUGAUGGGCUGGUGUUCCGAGGCGGGAGGGGGGCCUGUAGUGGUGCUUAUGCCUACGUGGUAAAUAUUGCAAAUGUCAUUUACCUGGCAGUGGGAGAGCCGCAGGGCAGGGAUGGGGUGGUGCAUGUAGAAGAGCAGGAUUUAAGGGAGGAGUGCCUUCUAUGCCUAAGAAGCACCCUGUGUUUGGAACAGGGGAAUGCCAGAGACUGUGUGUAGGUCCCAGCUAGAGACCAGAGACACAGGUGCCUGGCAUGUGACCACCACUCUGUUCCUCAGUUUUCUUAUCUGCCUUCUACUCAGUGGAGGUCUGAAGAUGGAACAACGAAGCAUACAGUAGACGCUCAAAAAAGCAUUUGCUGCCACUGUUUGUCCUCGCAGUAGCCUCAUCCUAUUCCUCUCCUAGGGGAAGACAUUAUCCUCGGAGCCCCCGCCCAGUCUUUCCAAUGAGGCCUGCAGCACUAGGCUCCCCAGGUCACAUGUCCCUGGAAGAUGAGGGACCUGUCAUGGUGAAGCUGGAGGACUCUGAGGAGGAGGGUGAGGCCGCCCCGUGGGAUCCCGGCCCAGAGGCUGCACGCCAGCGUUUUCGACACUUCCACUAUGAGGAGGAAGAGGGUCCCCGUGAGGCCCUGGCCCGGCUCCGGGAGCUGUGUCGCCAGUGGCUGCGGCCCGAGGCGCACUCCAAGGAGCAGAUGCUGGAGCUCCUGGUGCUGGAGCAGUUCCUGUGCGCACUGCCCCCUGAGAUCCAGGCCCGUGUGGAGGGACAGCGGCCAGGCAGCCCUGAGGAGGCCGCUGCCCUGGUCGAGGGGCUGCGCCAGGAGCCAGGAGGCCCCCGCAGAUGGCCUCAGACUCCAGAAUGUGGGCCUAGGACACCAUCUGAAGCCACACAAGAGUCACCACUGGGCCUUCGGGUGAAAGAGGAGCCCACGGUUACAGAGGACCCAGAGCUUCUGGAUUCUGGGCCUGCAGCCAACCCCCAAGAAGCCACUUCCACUCUCCUGCCUGAAGAGGCCCAGGACUGUGAGAUAGGGCUGGACCAGGCCUCUCCCCACAGUGAGACUGUGCUUGAAGGGCCUUCAUGGAGGGAGCAUCCUGGGGCCCUGUGGCAGGAGGAAGCUGGGGGCAUCUUCCCUCCAGGGUUUGCGCUCCACAUGGACAGCAUCUCUGCUGGCCCAGGCACUGUGAGCCCCCACCUCCACAUCCCCUGGGACCUCGGCAUGGCCGGCCUCACCGGCCGACUCCAGUCACCCUCCCGUGAAAGUGACUUCUCACAUGCACUCGUGCUCCCCAGUGGCCCUGGAGGUGAGCAGAACCCCACGAACGAGGGUCCCCGCCAGCUCCUGGGCCCCAUACUGCCCACUGCCCGCUGGCGCGCGCCCAGGACCCAAGGCCGGGGCCGGGGCCGCCCCAGCACAGGCCCCGCGGUGGGGCGGGGCGGCCGCUGCGACGUGUGUGGGAAGGUGUUCAGCCAACGCAGCAACCUACUGAGGCACCAGAAAAUACACACGGGAGAGCGGCCAUUCGUGUGCGGCGAGUGUGGCCGAAGCUUCAGCCGAAGCUCGCACCUUCUGCGCCAUCAACUCACGCACACCGAGGAGCGGCCGUUUGUGUGCGGCGACUGUGGCCAGGGCUUCGUGCGCAGCGCGCGCCUGGAGGAGCACCGGCGAGUGCACACAGGCGAGCAGCCCUUCCACUGCGCUGAGUGCGGCCAGAGCUUCCGGCAGCGCUCCAAUCUGCUGCAGCACCAGCGCAUCCACGGCGACCCCCCGGGCCCCGGCACCGCGCCCAGCGCGCCCCCCACGCCUCCCGGCGCGCCGGAGCCCCCCGGCCCCUUCCCCUGCAGCGAGUGCCGCGAGAGCUUCCCGCGGCGAGCCGUGCUCCUGGAACACCAGGCAGUGCACACGGGUGACAAGUCCUUUGGCUGCGUGGAGUGUGGCGAGCGUUUCGGCCGCCGCUCCGUGCUGCUGCAGCACCGGCGAGUGCACAGCGGCGAGCGACCCUUCGCCUGCGCCGAGUGCGGCCAGAGCUUCCGGCAGCGCUCCAACCUCACACAGCACCGGCGCAUCCACACAGGCGAGCGGCCCUUCGCCUGUGCGGAGUGCGGCAAGGCCUUCCGCCAGAGGCCCACGCUCACGCAGCACCUGCGCGUGCACACAGGCGAGAAGCCCUUCGCCUGCCCGGAGUGUGGCCAGCGCUUCAGCCAGCGUCUGAAGCUCACGCGCCACCAGCGGACGCACACCGGGGAGAAACCCUACCACUGCAGCGAGUGUGGCCUGGGCUUCACCCAAGUCUCGCGGCUCACCGAGCACCAGCGUAUCCACACGGGUGAGCGGCCCUUUGCCUGCCCUGACUGCGGCCAGAGCUUCCGGCAGCACGCCAACCUCACCCAGCACCGGCGCAUCCACACGGGCGAGCGGCCCUACGCGUGCCCGGAGUGCGGCAAGGCCUUCCGCCAGAGGCCCACGCUCACGCAGCACCUGCGCACCCACCGGCGCGAGAAGCCCUUUGCCUGCCAGGAUUGUGGCCGCCGCUUCCACCAGAGCACUAAGCUCAUCCAGCACCAGCGCAUCCACAGCGCGGAGUAACCCCCUUCUCUGCGCCUCGGCUUUGGGCCUUUUGUCGGGGGAGGGGAGCGCGUUCGCUCAGAACACUUACCUCACAGGGUGGUUGUGAGGCCUCUCAUCAAGUUUGGGUACAGGCGGGCCCCCCCAGGACGUGGCUCCCAGUAGGUGCUCAAUAAACAGUAGGCAGAA
Molecule: messenger RNA, 3210 nt
Organism: Leptonychotes weddellii (Weddell seal)
Lineage: Eukaryota; Metazoa; Chordata; Mammalia; Carnivora; Phocidae
Source: RefSeq, a predicted model, not a curated record